UUAAUUAGAAUAGAUAAGCAUGGUGAUUGGUGAGACGAGAUAAAAAGUCCAAUUCUUUUUCCGAUCGCCACCGACCAAGUUUUGUUAAUUUCCGCCCAAACAAAUUCUGAAGAUUGAAUGAAAUGUUAGCUUCUAAAGUCACGAAGAAAACAUUAAGAUGGAGAUUCAGAACGAGACCUUUAACUUUUGAGGAGCAAUUUGAUUUGAUAGCAAGUGGAUUUAGUACUUCCUUUUCUGGUGCGAAGAGUUUCGGAGCAGACAACACUUCGUCUCAAAUCAAUUUGAGCAAGGAUACUGAAGGAGGAGCAUUCCAAUUGCGUAGACAAAUGAGAAGAGAUUCUUCAUGUAAUCCUUUAUUUAAUCAAGAUGAUAGGGUGGUUAGAACAAGCAUUGGAUCUUUUCCUUUGUCAAAUCGUUAUUAUAGAAGCCAUGGACAUUUAAAAGAUAUCAAAGACAAGUUCUUAGGAUCUGUCCCUGAAGUUGUCAAGAUAGUAGAAGUUGGCCCAAGAGAUGGACUGCAAAAUGAGAAGACUAUAAUACCUACAGAAGUGAAGGUGGAGCUUAUUAGAUUACUUGUUUCUAGUGGACUACCAGUUGUUGAGGCUACCAGUUUUGUGUCUCCAAAGUGGGUACCACAGCUAGCUGAUGGGAAGGAUGUAAUUGAAGCAGUUAGGAAUCUUACAGGGGUGCGCUUACCUGUUUUGACACCAAAUCUUAAAGGUUUUGACGCAGCUGUUGCAGCUGGAGCCAAGGAAGUGGCAAUAUUUGCUGCAGCAUCCGAGUCCUUUUCUCGGUCUAAUAUAAAUUGUAGCAUUGAAGACAGUCUUUCUCGCUAUCGUGAUGUUGCUCUUGCAGCCAAAAACCAUUCCAUCCCUGUUCGCGGGUAUAUAUCAUGUGUCGUUGGCUGUCCCAUAGAAGGAGCGGUGUCUCCAUCAAAAGUUGCAUAUGUGGCUAAAGAACUUGUAGAUAUGGGUUGCUUUGAAAUUUCUCUUGGUGAUACAAUUGGAGUUGGUACUCCAGGUACUGUUAUUCCAAUGCUUGAUGCUGUAACUCAAGUUGUCCCUGUAGAGAGGCUUGCUGUUCAUUUCCAUGAUACUUAUGGACAAGCUCUUUCGAACAUUCUUGUGUCACUGCAAAUGGGGAUCAGCAUCGUGGAUUCAUCUGUAUCAGGACUUGGAGGUUGCCCAUAUGCCAAAGGUGCCUCGGGUAAUGUGGCUACGGAGGAUGUCAUUUACAUGCUCAAUGGACUAGGAGUGAAGACAAAUGUGGAUCUGAGAAAGCUUCUAUUGGCUGGAGAUUUCAUCUGCAAACAUUUGGGUCGCCCUUCUGGAUCUAAGGCUGCCAUUGCCUUGAGCAGAACAACAGCUACUGCCUCAAAGCUUUAAGGGACAUCUGAUGCCGCUGAAAUGCGUCCACUCUGUGGUGAAAGUCGCUUCAGACCAACUUUAACUGUAGCAUUACUGUCACUCUUACCGUUCCGUCAUUGUCUUAUGUUAAACAUAUCCGUGUCAAUAUGUCCCCUAGCCAGUGUCGGAGCUACAUAGACCGAAGGGUAGUCGGUUGAAUACUCUUCUUCGGAAUAUCAUUCCGUGUAUAUAGAAAAUAAUUUUAGGUUGAAUAUUUUUCUCUUAGUCGUCGACACUUGACACAGUGCCAGUGUUCUAUUGCCUUGGUGCAACUGGAUUUUAAACUACAUAUUUUCAAUGUCUUGAUAAUUAUCUGAAAUAUACUGUUGGAGAGCAGAGAGAAAAUGAAUGGUGGUAGUUUUUGUCUA
Molecule: messenger RNA, 1774 nt
Organism: Solanum lycopersicum (tomato)
Lineage: Eukaryota; Viridiplantae; Streptophyta; Magnoliopsida; Solanales; Solanaceae
Biological process (GO): L-leucine catabolic process; ketone body biosynthetic process
Molecular function (GO): hydroxymethylglutaryl-CoA lyase activity
Source: RefSeq, a predicted model, not a curated record